UGUGUGCGCUAAGGGCUGCUCCGCUCUUACUAAUGCGAUUAAUGAACACAACGAAACAACUGAGGGAACACUAAACAAAAACCCUGCUUUCCCGUUUCGUCUGUUUUAAUACGGACAAGCUGCGUGUCUGCAAGGAAUCAAGCCGCUGCACGAGCACAAAGGAAAAUUAAAAACGAAGCAAAGGUGGUUUGUGGAAUGUCACAACUUCCUUAAGCGAUUCAGCACUUUACCCUCAGCUUAAUCACCUGACUGAAAUCCUGCUGUCUGAUUGGAUCAUCUUUUGAGGAUCUUGAGUGAAAAUCUCUUUGGUCUUGCAUAGCCAUCUACCCUCUUGAACACCAGUGACCGCCAAAGCUUUUCCACCACUGCUCCUCUCCUGAAAGGAUAACAGUGGUGUUCAGUCUACUCUGGGUCAUGCUGUGUGGCUGACUUCUAUGCUCUAGCUGAAAUGAGGUUGGUGAUUUUGGGGUCGCGGCCCCUCUUAGCCUUGACCUUCAUGCUCGCCCUCACCUGCCUAAAACAUCUGUGCCAUGGUGCGCCACCCUUCCCUCAGGACCUGGAGCCCAUCAGCACCGUCGGUAGUGAACGCACCUACCUGUACCCCAGUUUCCAGGGGAACAUGUCCGAUAACGACACCGCCAGACUAGGGCUGGAUUUCCAGAGGAUGCUGCGGAUUAAUCACAUGGUCUACAUUGCUGCAAGAGAUCACGUUUUUGCCAUUAACCUCAGUGCUUCAGCGGAGCACAUCGUCCCCCAACAGAAACUGACAUGGAAGACAGAGGAUGUGGAGAAAUGCACAGUCAGGGGGAAAAACAGCGAUGAGUGUUACAACUACAUCAAAGUGCUGGUGCCACGUAACGAUGAAACACUCUUUGCGUGUGGAACCAAUGCGUUCAACCCAACAUGUCGCAACUACAAGAUGUCGUCUUUGGAGCAGGAUGGAGAGGAGGUGGUCGGUCAAGCCCGUUGCCCUUUCGAAUCCCACCAGUCCAACCUUGGCCUGUUUGCCGGCGGUGACUUUUAUUCAGCCACAAUGACAGAUUUUCUAGCAAGUGAUGCAGUGAUUUACCGAAGUUUAGGAGAAAGUAGUCCUGUCCUGCGUACCGUAAAGUAUGACUCAAAAUGGCUUCGAGAGCCUCAUUUUCUUCAUGCCAUUGAGUACGGGAACUACAUCUACUUCUUCCUCAGUGAGAUUGCAGUAGAGUACACAACCCUUGGCAAGGUGGUGUUCUCUCGGGUCGCUCGUGUGUGUAAGAAUGAUAAUGGCGGUUCUCCAAGGGUUCUGGAGCGCUACUGGACGUCUUUCCUGAAAGCCCGAUUAAACUGUUCUGUUCCGGGCGAUUCGUUUUUCUACUUUGACGUCCUUCAGUCAUUAACCAAUGUCAUGCAGAUCAACCACAGGCCUGCGGUGUUAGGCGUCUUUACCACUCAAGCCAACAGCAUCACCGGUUCUGCCGCAUGUGCGUUCUACAUGGAUGACAUAGAGAAAGCGUUCAAUGGAAGGUUUAAGGAGCAGAGAAACAGCGAGUUGGCCUGGACGCCAGUUCCUGAUGAAAUGGUGCCCAAACCACGGCCGGGGUCCUGUGCUGGUGAUGGCCCUGCUGCUGGUUAUAAGUCCUCCACAGAUUUCCCUGAUGAAACUCUUACAUUCAUUAAGUCUUAUCCACUAAUGGAUGAGGCCGUACCAUCUGUCAACAACCGACCCUGCUUCACACGAACCACUAGCAGGUUCAAGCUGACCCAGAUUGCUGUGGACACAGCAGCUGGCCCAUAUAAGAACUACACGGUUCUGUUUCUGGGUUCAGAAAAUGGACGCGUUUUGAAGAUUCUCGCCAGCACGCAUCCAAACUCCACCUUCGGCACGCAGGUUUUGGAGGACAUAGAUGUUUACAACCCCAACAUGUGUAAUGCACGUGGUGAGGACCGGAGGAUUUUGGGAUUGGAGUUGGACAAGGACCAUCAUGCCCUGUUUGUGGCGUUCUCAAGUUGCGUGAUCCGCGUUCCACUCAGUCGCUGUUCUGACUAUGGCAAUUGCAAAAAGAGCUGUCUGUCCUCGCGAGACCCUUACUGCAUCUGGCUGAGCAUGGGGAACUGUGCCUCAGUGGCGCCGGGAUUCAAGUCAGGAUUUGAGCAGUAUGUGGAGAGUGGAUAUCCUGAGUACCCAGACAGCUGUCAUGAUGUCUUGGCCACGACUCGCAAGCAGAACCCUGCGGUGGACUCGGCAUACGGAAAGACCUCACCCACAAGCGCCAGCACAACCAAUCAGGGACCAGCUCUGCCUAAAAUCAAGGGUGUCUCUGAGACAGGUACCCGCCCCGAGGAGGGGAGGCGGGGAGGGCAGGGUUCUCCUGACUUGAAGCCAGGCAGUGUGGAGAUGGAGGGAGUGCGUCGACUCCCUGAGGUUGAUAAGUCCAACCACAGUGUUCACUACACUCUGCUCAUUGCAUGUGUCCUGGUGGCGUUUGUCCUGGGAGCUUUCCUCUCUGGAUUUCUCGUUUCCUGUUACUGCAACCACAAUGUGAACAAGACCAAAAGGCUGUCGAAAGAUUCAGAAGCACCAAUCCCACAUGCUCUAUCCUUGCGCAGCCUGGCCAAGUUAAAUGGCUUGCUGGAGAGCCAAAACAAGGAUGAGAAGCUGGAGGUAUCCUCCCCCAAACUCUAUAACUCUUUCUUUAAAAAUGGAAAAGAGCAGGUGCAUCACAGGAAUGGCCAUCAUGCUGCCAUGACCGAACUCAUUCACCCACAUCAUCACAACUCCGCAGAGCUCUCUGGCCUUCCGACGCCUGAUUCGACACCAGAGCUCCCGAUCAAAAGUAUGAAGGCCUUCAAGAACCAAUGGGAGAAGAAUCAAAACUGCAAUAACGCUAAAGAACCCAAGUCCCAUAACAUGGGAGCAUCUCGUCCGACCACUGGGAUGCAGCAUCAGGUUUUCCCCUUCUCCCAAGGACUGACCAACGGACAAGUACUAGGUAGCUCAGCACACAUGGAGGAACGCAAAGUUCACAGUGCGGAGCGUGUGGCAAGCCAGCCAUAUCACUGCUACCCACAUAAAAUUGUGGAUGUCACCUCGCUUGAUGAGCUUCUGAAACACAUCCACGAAAUCAAUGUGGCUACGGGCAGGAGUCCCACUGUCCUCACCUCAUCCAUGUCAGCCAACGCUGGUCAGAUGGCGUUCGCAAACCGCAUGCAGCCGCAGAUCCCAGAAACAGAGUCUGCGCUGUACUAUAGUUCCUCCACUCUUCCUCGGGACAGUCUUACUCGCCGCAUGGAUGUCCCACCAGAGAUUCCUCCUCAUCAUCAAUCCACUCUGGAGAGAGUGUCCCGUCACCAGUCUCAACGCCACUCUUUGAUAACCACUCCCAAGAUGCCCAGUGGGGGUGUGGUGCCACGGCAGCACAGCUUCAACCAACGCAGCGCCCAUCAGCCCCUGCUGCUCUCCCGAAUGAAUUCUAACGGCAGCAGUUCGGGUUGCGAUAUACGGAACCCACUCAUCCCUAAUGGAUACCUAACUCGCCAGCAUAGCUACAGCGAGCAGCCAGAUGUCCACCGUGGAGCUAUUGUCCGUCGGACAGCCUCACUCAAGCCCGACGUCCCACCCAAACCGCUGUUUAUCCCUGCUAGCUCGCCUGUCAACCAGGCAGGGAAGUUCAACUACUGAACGACAGAGAAGAAAAGCCUGUGGUUUUUCAUAAAAAGCUACUUGACCUCUCAGAACCAACUGUGGUCUACAAUAGUUAAAAGAUUGGACAAAAAAAAACAUGCCUUUAUAGGGGAACUAAAAAAAAUCCUCUGGAGUUUGGCUGCCAGUGUUGUCGAUUUUACAUUUGAACUAUGACCUGUUUUUCUGUUUCAUUAAUAUAUUUGUACCAUAUUGGUAUUGUUCAGCUAUUGGCCAUGAGGAGUUACAGGAGUUCACCUAGAUUUAGGCUGCCACAGUGAUAAGUGUGUGGCUUUACGAUGUUACUUUGGACUGUACGGACAGGUGUCACUGCUCCAAAUCUCUGGACCUGAACUUUUAUCCGAACAAGUGUACACACCUUGUUUGAUAUUCUGAUCUUUCUUGCUUUGGAUUAACUAUUCCGUUGAUGUAGAGUUGAUGAAAUGU
Molecule: messenger RNA, 4105 nt
Organism: Carassius carassius (crucian carp)
Lineage: Eukaryota; Metazoa; Chordata; Actinopteri; Cypriniformes; Cyprinidae
Product: semaphorin-6D-like
Exons: 21
Coding region: 449-3658 (1069 amino acids)
Biological process (GO): positive regulation of cell migration; axon guidance; negative regulation of axon extension involved in axon guidance
Molecular function (GO): chemorepellent activity; semaphorin receptor binding
Source: RefSeq, a predicted model, not a curated record